This is a messenger RNA of Zea mays, 3830 nucleotides long. Its product is annotated as RNA-binding KH domain-containing protein RCF3. The transcript has 8 exons. Gene Ontology annotation, molecular function: RNA binding. The coding region runs from base 384 to 2015 and encodes 543 amino acids. The record is from RefSeq and is a predicted model, not a curated record. Lineage: Eukaryota; Viridiplantae; Streptophyta; Magnoliopsida; Poales; Poaceae.
AUUCCACACCAGUUUAUAGCGAGAGACGAAAAAACCGAAACAAACACCCCUUCUAUCUGAGAAAAGUGAAGCGAAACCUAGCCCACGAGCAAACCACGCGCGGCGGCCCAUGAAAAAAACACAUCGAAAAGAGAGUUCGUGAAUGGUGGCGACAAAAGUGUUGCCACCCUCGGCGGCUCGGCCUCUUGUCGGUAGGUGUCCCUCCCUUUACUCCCUCCGCCCUCCCACAGUCCCACUGCCCUUCUCCUCGGUCCAUCGCAAGCUCCUGCGGUCCUGCCUACGGCCGUACGGCGGCAUCCACCCUUCUGCCGCAUCGUCUUUCUCAAGACGCUGCCCCAGGUCCAUCGCGCCUAGGGUUCGCCGAGUCCGGCGGCGCUAAGAUAAUGAGUGGGCACCGAAACAGUCAUGGAAAGCGCUACUCUGAUUAUACUGAAACUGGAGGCGGUAAGAGAAGAAAUCCUGGUGAUGAUACCUAUGCCCCUGGUCCUGAUGACACUGUGUAUCGCUACCUCUGCGCCUCUAGAAAAAUUGGGAGUAUCAUUGGCAGGGGUGGAGAAAUUGCAAAGCAGUUGAGGACUGAGACCCAAGCUAAGAUCAGGAUUGGUGAGAGUGUCCCUGGAUGUGAAGAGCGAGUUAUUACCAUAUUUAGCUCAAGUCGAAGAACUAAUACCAUCGAUGAUGCUGAAGAUAAGGUUUGCCCUGCUCAGGAUGCCCUCUUUAGAGUUCAUGAGAGGCUUGCCACUGAUGAGAGUUUUGGUAACGAAGACAGCGAAGAAAUUUCACCUCAAGUUACUGUUCGCCUGCUUGUGCCAUCAGACCAGAUUGGAUGCAUUCUUGGAAAAGGUGGGCACAUCAUCCAAGGAAUCCGCAGUGAGACUGGUGCGCAAAUACGCGUGCUUAGUAAGGAUCAUAUCCCUGCAUGUGCCAUUAGUGGCGAUGAACUUCUCCAGAUAUCUGGGGACAUGGUAGUUGUCAAAAAGGCUCUUUGUCAAGUGUCAUCUCGCCUCCAUAACAACCCAUCCAAGUCACAGCAUCUUCUUGCAUCCAGCUUGACCCAACCGUAUCCAGGGGGUACCCACCUUGGUGGUUCCUCUGCUGCACCUGUUGUAGGGAUCACUCCAGUAAUUCCUCCUUAUGGAGGCUACAAAGGUGACGUGGCAGGAGAUUGGCCCUCUUUAUACCAACCCCGACGGGAUGAGAGCUCUGCAAAGGAGUUUAGCUUGCGUUUACUUUGUGCUGCUGCAAAUGUGGGGGGUGUAAUUGGGAAGGGUGGUGGAAUUAUCAAACAGAUUAGGCAGGAAUCUGGGGCUUUAAUUAAAGUGGCUAGCUCCAAUUCGGAUCCUGACGAUGACUGCAUAAUUACAGUUUCUGCGAAAGAGUUCUUUGAAGAUCCUGUAUCUCCAACGAUUGAUGCUGCAGUUCGUUUGCAGCUUAGAUGCAGCGAGAAAAGUGAUUCAGAAUUGGCUGAGCAGUCAUAUACUACACGCUUGCUGGUGUCAACAUCACGUAUUGGGUGCCUAAUUGGCAAAGGUGGCUCAAUCAUUACUGAGAUACGAAGAACAUCCAGAGCCAAUAUACGCAUUCUUUCAAAAGAAAAUGUCCCAAAGGUAGCAGCAGAAGAUGAAGAGAUGGUUCAGAUAAGUGGAGGCCUUGAUGUUGCAAGGCAUGCUCUUGUGCAAAUAGCUACAAGGCUGAAAGCCAAUUUUUUUGAAAGAGAGGGCUCGUUAUCUGCAUUUCCAUCUGUGAUCCCUUACCAUCCUUUGCCUGCUGGUGUUUCGGUUUCGGAUGAACCAAAAUAUCUAAGCAGAGACACUAAGCCUGUUGGACAUUACCUAUAUUCAAGUGCUUUUCGUACAUCGGAUGACAUGAUUCCUUCUGACAGCUAUGCAAGUUAUGGUGGCUCCCAGGCACCUGGAGGAGGAUAUGCGGCUUACAGCGGAUACAGUGCCCGCUCCUCUAGUAGUGGGUUAUCUGGUCAUAGUUCUCUUCACUAUGGAAAGCAUCAUGGUUAUUAGGAUUUAGAUUGCUUGAUAAAGCAGUAUCUGAUGGACCUGCUCGUUUCACCUUUGCCCCCUUGCUCCCUUCCCAUACUAAAAACAGCCAAGACAUUGAAGUUUGGAGCCUGCUUAUUGGAGCCCCUUCCCAAACCAGAUGGCCAAGAGAGCCCAACCUGGAAGCUUAGGAGGACUGUGUGGAUGCCAUAGACCACCUGAUAUUCCUCACACUACAUUACUUAUGUCUUCUUCUGGGCCUAUGUUUUUAGCCCUGCCGCAAAUGUUCUGAACCUAUGUAUCGAAAGGUCGCAUUUGAGACUGCAUGUAUUUGCUUGUUUGGAACCUGCUUCAGCUUCAGUUUAGUCGUUUUUUUGAAAUACUUGUUUCCUAUGUGCCACCCAAAAAACCAGGAAUAUGUUACGCGAAACCCCCCUAAGGAGCUGUUACUUCCCUUUACCACGAAGAUGUGGGCUACUUCCUUCUCAGUGAUAUAUGUGAUUGCCAUCCUAGAUAAAAAAAAGUAGCACUAGAAUCACAUGGCCUUAAUGAAAUUAGCAUCAGGAACUAGAUGUACCAAACUUUGCUCCUGCCUGCCAAAUUUCACCGAGUUGCACAUUUUUGCUUUAUUCAUCUACCCCUGCCACCAAACACUAUCGGUUUUAUCCCCCUGCUUCAAUCUUGGCCUGUUUGGUUUUAAUCCAGGCAGCUUUGCCUGGCUCUUCAUGCAAUUCCAGGCUUUGGAAUUUUUUGUGUACCUGGGGUGUAGACUGCUUAGUGGCAUGCUUUGAACCAAACAAGCAGACCCCAAAACCAUUGUUGAACUGAGGUUAGGUAGCUGAACAUACAUAUGUACUUGUUCGAUUACAAUGUUGUUGCAACACACAUGCAAGUUUAUGUUUAAACUUUAAACCAUUUUUUGAAUGGGAACAUUAAGCUAAUUUGAAGUAGUUGUUUUAAGCAUAAGAUUUCUAAUUUAACUGGUUAUUAUAGAUAUAUGUACUUUGGUAUGAGUAGCUAAUAUCUAAAACUUUAGAAGCUGUAACUUUUUUAUGACUAGUUGGAAGUUUUUUGGUCAUAUUGAUUUAGAUCAUAAUGAUCCAAAAAACGCGAUAGAGCAUGCUCACGAUCUUCCUCAACACCUUGAUCUGAUGCACAUGUUCCAAUGCUUUAUUGAUUAAAUGAGUAUUGGUGAUUGAAGUUGCGGUUAUGUACUUGCCUGCCAUGAUGGGGAAACCAAAUGACAAAGAUUGAAUUGUUGGGAAGAGUCCGCAGUCGCAAGUUUUUUGAAGAUUCACUGUUCAUCUCAUGUAGAUUUAGAAGGUUCUGAGGUUAUUGUGAUUGAUACGAGCUUAGUGGUGGUAAAGGAUCAUUAUCUAAAUGUUUAUUCACAAUAAGUUAGAGCUCAAUUAAUUUUACUUUAAAAAUGAAUAGGAAUAGAGCUCGAUACUAAUUCGAUUCAAUCAUUAAAUUUAAUAGUGUAAAAUCUAGAGCUAAUUAUCACCUUUAUACGAGCUUGACCACCUCCAUGCGUGGGAGUCUUGUUAACCAGAAAUGUGCAGGAGCAUGUGAAAAUAACCAUGCAGGUGUUGUUUAUGAAAGAGUGAAUUAGCCUCUGGACUCUGGAGUUGCACAACAUUGUUAACGCAGAAGUGUUAUUAGUGGAAUGACUCUACUAUUUGUUUGUUUAUUUGAUGUUUUGUUAAGGUGUUUCAUGUAAAUGCUAACUGUAUCAGGUUUUAAUUAGAAGAUUAAUUUUAGAUUAUGUAAGUUUCAUAAGAUUUGAUUCUGAGAUAUUGUGGACAUGUACUCUACCGCAAUACAUGGAGCAGUUCUUUG